Messenger RNA from Phymastichus coffea, 5788 nucleotides. RefSeq names its product neuroendocrine convertase 2 (gene amon). Gene Ontology annotation, biological process: protein processing. NCBI's taxonomy places the organism in Eukaryota, Metazoa, Arthropoda, Insecta, Hymenoptera, Eulophidae. The record is from RefSeq and is a predicted model, not a curated record. The transcript is spliced from 12 exons. Gene Ontology annotation, molecular function: serine-type endopeptidase activity. Gene Ontology annotation, cellular component: Golgi membrane; trans-Golgi network. The coding region runs from base 67 to 2088 and encodes 673 amino acids.
GAGAGAGUGAGAGCCUGAGAGGGCGCAGUUGUGCGCGGCGUGACAACCAGUCGGUUUCGGGCGAGCAUGGGGAGCGCACGUGCCUCGUGCCUCAAUAGUAGAGGCUGCUGUCACCGGCGCUCCCAGCAUCGCUGGACGAUGCUACCGUCGACCCAGCUGUCCUUGUUCAUGCUGCCGCUCGUCGUCACCAUACUCCUCGGCACUCACUGCGGCGUCGGACCGACUAACGCCGAGAUAUUCACCAAUAGCUUCCUCGUCAAGAUGAGGCGGCCAGCGGCGAGGACACUUGCCGACCAGAUUGCCGCCAGGAAUGGCUUCGUUAAUCUUGGACCGGUUUUGGGUAGCGAGACGGAGUACCAUUUCGUGCACAGGGCUUUGCCACACGCAAGGAGCAAAAGAUCCGUGCCUCAUACGCGAAGACUGAAAGUGGAUCCUUUGAUUCACACGGCUGUACAGCAAACUGGUUUCAAACGGGUGAAGCGGGGAUACAAACCAUUGAGCGUGGAAAAACUGGUGCCGAUGUACAACGAGAUCCGGAAUCCAGCGUCGAAUCCAGCGAGUCGCGACCCGACGGAUCCGUACUUUCAGUACCAGUGGUAUUUGAAAAACACCGGCCAGAACGGUGGCAAACCCAAGCUCGACUUGAACGUCGAGGCAGCCUGGGCGCAGGGCGUCACCGGCAAAAACGUCACUACGGCUAUUAUGGAUGACGGUGUUGACUACAUGCAUCCUGAUUUAAAGUAUAAUUAUAAUGCAAAAGCUUCUUACGACUUCAGUAGUAACGAUCCAUAUCCUUAUCCGCGGUAUACAGACGACUGGUUUAACAGCCACGGAACGAGAUGCGCAGGAGAGGUGGCCGCAGCGCGUGACAACGGAGUAUGCGGCGUGGGCGUAGCGUACGACUCGAAGGUCGCGGGCAUACGGAUGCUGGAUCAACCCUACAUGACGGACCUUAUCGAGGCGAACAGUAUGGGCCACGAACCGCAUCUCAUCGACAUCUACAGUGCCUCUUGGGGACCUACCGACGAUGGCAAGACCGUCGACGGACCGAGGAACGCCACGAUGCGCGCUAUUGUGCGCGGGGUCAACGAGGGGCGUAACGGCUUAGGUAAUAUAUACGUGUGGGCGUCGGGCGACGGCGGUGAAGACGACGACUGCAAUUGCGACGGCUAUGCGGCGAGCAUGUGGACGGUUAGCAUUAAUAGCGCGAUCAAUGACGGACAGAACGCCCAUUACGAUGAGAGCUGUUCGAGCACACUUGCCUCGACCUUCAGUAAUGGGGCAAAAGAUCCUAACACCGGAGUGGCCACAACUGAUCUAUAUGGACAGUGUACUACAACACACAGUGGAACAUCUGCUGCGGCGCCUGAAGCUGCCGGAGUAUUCGCUCUCGCUUUGGAGGCUAAUCCUCAAUUAACCUGGAGGGACAUACAGCAUUUGACAGUGUUGACAUCAAAGAGGAAUUCGUUAUUCGACGCUAAAGGCAGAUUUCAUUGGACCAUGAAUGGAGUAGGUUUGGAAUUUAACCAUCUAUUUGGUUAUGGUGUGCUAGAUGCCGGUGCCAUGGUUGCCUUGGCUAAAAAUUGGAAAACAGUUCCACCAAGAUAUCAUUGUGAGGCGGGAACCAUUCAAACCGUGCAAGAGGUACCUAGUCACCGAUCCAUCCAAUUGAAGAUCAAGACGGAUGCUUGCACUGGAACGGAUUAUGCUGUAAAGUAUCUUGAGCACGUUCAAGCUGUUAUUUCCGUCAAUGCUACACGAAGAGGUGACUUGGAGCUCUUUUUAACAUCACCUAUGGGAACAAGGUCAAUGAUACUAAGUAGGAGAGUUAACGACGACGAUCAUAGAGACGGUUUUACGAAAUGGCCUUUCAUGACUACCCAUACUUGGGGUGAAUAUCCACAAGGGACAUGGACACUUGAGGUGAGCUUUAACUCACAAGUACCACAAAACGGCUGGAUCCGUGAGUUUACAUUGAUGCUGCAUGGAACUCAUGAGCCACCUUACACCGGUCUACCUGUCGCCGAUCCACACUCAAAACUAGCGAUAGUCAAGAAAGCUCACGAAGAGCGCGACACCGCUAUGUAAUUUAUUUUACUCUUUAUUUCUUUUGAUUGUGCACUCGACGGAUAAUCAGGCGGUGUAGUGUGUACGAAGAAAACGGACGAAGACGUUUUCUAGCGUAUUGGUACGCCGUUAUUGAGGUCUUUUAUUUACAGAUGUCAUUUGUUUUGUUUACGAUGCAAGCUUAUUGUUUUGUAAAUUGAUUUUUGAUAAGGUGUAUGUUGCAGAUUUACACGUAGAAUUAUUAAGCUAAAUAUUUAAGAUUUUCAAUUUAGCCAUGGAAAUUUUAUGAACGUUCUUUAUUGCUAUUCUGCUUAAUAGAUGAACAUUUUUGUUGAAACUUCAGAUUGUAAGUGGUUUUCAAAGAGAUUGUUAGCAAUUUUAUCAGUAAUUUUACGUUUUAUGAUGAAUAAAUUACUUGUUCGGGUGAAGUAUCAUGAAAGAAAUGUAGAAAGAGAGUUGUAUUUUUAAUGACAACAAGUUUAUUUAAUGGCAACAAGUUUAUUUAAUGGCAGCAAAGUUUUUGGAUACAAGUAAAAAACAACUUUUUCUGGUAUGCACGCACAAGAAAAGAAACUUGUUCGUUUAAGCGCUUGGUAAAGUCUGCCGCUGCACCACCCUCACCUUCAGCCAUCGCUCUACCUUUCACCGUUUACUCCCACGAUUGGCUGGAGCACUACCAUUUUUGGGCCUUUCAAGUUCCUUGCUUGUGUUUCUUCAUCGGUCUCUCUUUCCAGCUGUCUCACCACCCCAUAACGAUCGACCACGGUUCAACCCUUUUGGUUAUCACCGUGCUCGAAACAGGAACCCACUCCUUCAUUAUUAGGUGUUAUAGCUUCGGUGAAUGUAGCCGGGCUGCUCUCGCUACAGAAAUUCACCAACGUACACAUGAGCAGUCAGUAAAAGCGUUGGAUUUGCGAUGGAAAUUACUUUACACUUAACGAUGUCGGUUCGAGGGCUACAAGUGCUUCCCUUCGUUACGAUCGCACACAUUCGUACGAACUCACGUGCGCGCGUGCCUACACACACACACAUUGCACCCACUCUUUAAGUUUAUUUAUGACGUGAUCCCGCAAUCACGCCUUACAUUUUUUUGUCGCGGAUUACUCAGAUAGCUGCAGCGUAUGAUGAUCAAAGACGCUAUCUGCUGUCUCGUAACCGCGCGUCUGUUUCAAGACCCAACAGUUCCCUUAUUCAAUCGAUUUGCCAGUGCCAUUCGUACGCAUCUUACCCAACGUUUUCUAUCGAGUUUUAGCGUAAUAUGGACUUUUCCGCUUUUUCUUUAUCUGCAAAUAGACUUUCUACGCUUCUCCGAGUUCGGCCUGUUUAUUAUAUCUUCAACAGUAAUACCUUUCAAACAACUUUUAUUAUCGUAAAACAAACUUUUGACCUGCAAUUUGAAAAAUUACCUUUUUUCUUAUACAUUACCGUAAUACAAGUGAAAAAAAUGUCAAAUAGUAUGUUAGUCUAUACAAAUUUUUUUGAGGAUUAUUUGAAUUUUUGAUUUUAACAAGAUUAUGACUACUACUUCCAUUUUAUAGUUGCCGUCGAUUUGUAUAGAACAUUUGAGUAAGGUUUAAAGCUCAUAUUUUACAGGGCGACAGGCACGAACGGUCAAGUACAUUUCCAAGAAAUAGAAAUUCUAAUACUAAUUAUUAUUUUCUUUCUAUUAUGUUUACUGCGAGGAUUAAUUGCUUAUGUAAAGAAUAAUUUUUGUCAAUUUAGUCUUAGUUGAGCUGAUGAAAUUUUUAAAAUUGUAAGAUUUUUUAUGUGUAUGUUACAGCAACCUUGUUUCGUAAUCAAAUGAAUCGCAGUCAUAUUCUACUUUGUAUUCACUUUUAUUCUAUUACGAGCGAAGUUGAGGAUUUAUUGAUCUUUCAUGUUUGUGUUAAACGGAGAAUAUUGUGCUUGAUCAAGGUAGAUCAAGACAGUGCAAGAGUUUUUACAAAUUAAAAAAUAUUCUUUCACUGUCUUAAUCUACAUUGAUCGAGCAAAAUAUUUUAUACACAUAAAUGUGGAAGGCGAUCAGCCUAAUAAUUUACAAGUUUUUGCAUUUUGAAAGACUAAACUGUAAUUACGUUUAGUCUUUCAAAUAAGACCGACAAGAAGAAAAUUAUAUUACCGACGUCAAAGAGAUACAUUUAUUUGAUAUAUAUAUAUAUAUAUAUAUGUAUAUAUAUAUAUAUAUCGACAAGUUAAGAUUUGGAAACAAGUCAUAUACCAUACCAAAAUACUUAACUAUCUAAAUAAUAUCCAACGUCUCAGGAACGCAUACGAAAGUUAUAUUAGAUUUUGUUUAAUUAAUUAUCGCAUUUUAAACAGAUCAAAGUUAAUUUCAGAACUCACAAUUGUUUCUACCUUCAUUACCAAUGAUUUAAUGCCAAAUAUGUUAUUGUAAUGUCAUAUUAAUUAUUUGUUUUCAAAUUAUUUGAUUGUGGUAUUUUCUAUUUUAUAUGAAUGAAUUAUGUAUUGUAAGUACUUAUUUCAAUCCUUACUAAUACAGUAAAAAAAUUAAAUAAAAUUAUAUCUUCUUUUAUAUCAAAACUAUAUCACAUGUAGUUUUAUUAUAAUAAAUCAUAUAUAUUAAUAGAUUAAUGUUUAAAAAAAAGAUAUUUAGUUGCAAAAACUUAAAAUAAAUAUUUGUAUUUAGCACAAUAUUCAGUAUGCUACUUGAAAUAUGAAAUAUUUGGGAUCAAUUAGAGCAAGAAAAUGAAUUGAGAAUAUAUUAACGAAUUUUUAAAAAAUAGACCUUUACGAAGUUAGAAUGCACAGUGUAUUCAACUUUUUAUGUAAUGCUGCAAGGCAUGCUUCAUAAUUUGAAGCAAUUCAACAUACAACCUUUUUUGUUAUAUUAGUUACCGUUCAAAUACAAAUGAAAAUAUCAGUAUUAAAAAGUAUAGUUAAUGAAUAUAAUGUAUAACUCAGAAACAAAAAAUAUUUAAAAAUUAUACUAUAAGUUAAAGCAUCAGAAUUUUAUAAAAACUUAUCAUGGAAAAAUACAUUACAAAAUUUUUCAGCAUUAUUUCUAGGAACCAAUGAGAUAUAUAUGACGUAUAUUUUUUUUAAAUAUUGCAUUGGAAGUAAAAAUAUAAGUAUAUUUAGAAGUAUUAUGUAUUAAAAAAAAGGAAAUUUGAAUAAUUAACUUCAAGUAAUAAUCCUUGAAACAUAAACUUAUUUCAAAAGAUUUUGGUAUUGUAAGUAUAUUGAAAGUUAUAUAAUAAAAUAUGGAAAAUAUUUCAACUUGAAGAUACAUUCAGAUAUACAGUCACUGAUGAUCUUCAAAACAACACGAAUAAGAAGUUUUUCUAUGUAUACAGUCAAGUAAAAAUGAAUAUGUACACGCUAUGCAGAAAAAAUUAAAGCUUUAAUGAUCGAUUAAUUAUAAAAUAAAAAUGUACAUCAUAAAUUGAUUUUAAUUUGUUUAUUGAAAAGUAGAUAAAGUUUGACGUCGACAUAAAAGAAACAGUAAAUGUAUUAAAAUGAUUUUUUUUAAACCUCUUAAACAAAAUUAUUAUUUCUAGGAAUAAUUUGUUCACUUAAAAAAGAUAUAUACGUGUAUGGACAAAUAAUUUAGUAUAUGUUUUCAGUUAUCAUUAAUACUGCAAACUUAUAUAAAACUUUAAUGUAGAAAGAUAUACAAAAUAUAUCAAUAGAAAUAUGAUAUGUUGAUAAUAAGAAAGUUUUAUGAAUUUAUUUCCUGUACAAUAUAUGUGAUUGAAUAAAG